AUGGCCCUCGCUGUCCCAGCUACGAGCGAGGUGGUUAGCUGCGACACGUCCUCGGCCCCCUUCAACCCUCUCAGCCCAGUUGCGCUAUAUGACCGAGUCCAACAAUUCUGCAAUUCAAUGCACCUCAAACACCUGGGCGUUGAAAAAGUCUCGUACGACUUUUAUCGCCCAAACAGCAACCAGCUGAUCCGUGUCAACAUGGCGCUCGCAUAUGUGGCCGGCGGGAGCACGGUCGUCUUUGCAAAUGGGUGCAUCAAUAUGUUCGGGUCGAUCUGGAAUAACUGCAAACCAUACAACCCGCAGCAUUGGCGUGGAGGUGUUAGUUUUAGCGACGACCAGAAGUGGAAAGCAAUGGUUACGACCUCGCAGAUCUAUUAG
This is a messenger RNA of Uncinocarpus reesii 1704, 378 nucleotides long. RefSeq lists its product as uncharacterized. The transcript is spliced from 2 exons. The coding region runs from base 1 to 378 and encodes 125 amino acids. NCBI's taxonomy places the organism in Eukaryota, Fungi, Ascomycota, Eurotiomycetes, Onygenales, Onygenaceae. The record is from RefSeq and is a predicted model, not a curated record.